AUGGCCAACAAUAAGACACAUCCAGCCUCUAUGAAGACGGUACUUGAACCUUUGAUGAGAUCAGUAUACCGUGAAGGACCUAUCUCUAUUGGUAUCACGACUAUCAUUCCUAAUAAUAUCACCAGGACAAGCAGGAUUCACAAGAAUAAGGAUACUAGGCUAGGUCUUCAUGGCAAGAUACUAUGCGAUUUGGUCAAGGGAAAGGAGAUGACUUCCCCUAACCUGCGGAUGAUCACCAGAGCUGGCCAGAGAGCCAUCAGCUGUCAACGGGCCGUGAAGAUUGGUCCAGAUAUCGACUGCUGGAUCCAGGGCGACCCACAACUGGGUUAG
Molecule: messenger RNA, 330 nt
Organism: Nezara viridula (southern green stink bug)
Lineage: Eukaryota; Metazoa; Arthropoda; Insecta; Hemiptera; Pentatomidae
Source: the annotation of a GenBank genome assembly